AUGGAGGGUAAUUUUUUUGACUUUCUCGUGCAUGUAGAUGCUGCGGCCAACAGCAUUCGACCCUAUCGCAAACCGAAGCGCAUUCGAACGGCCUUCUCGCCCUCCCAACUGCUGCGAUUGGAGAACGCGUUCGAAAUGAAUCACUAUGUCGUAGGUCAGGAGAGAAGACGACUUGCAGAGUCGCUUAGUCUUACGGAAACUCAGGUGAAGGUGUGGUUCCAGAACCGUCGAACCAAAUUCAAACGUCUCUGUUUGGAAGAGGAGGAGGGAGGUGGAAAUAGAGGAGGCGACCAAGAGAAAGCUAGUGGUGGUAGCGCCUGUGACGACCGAGGUGAUGACUUCACGGUAUUUCAUUUUAUAUGUCAAUUAUGGGAUGACACUGGGGUCAAAGGGUACGUUUAUGUGAGAGGGGGCAAACUAUCUGUGUGA
Molecule: messenger RNA, 429 nt
Organism: Echinococcus granulosus
Lineage: Eukaryota; Metazoa; Platyhelminthes; Cestoda; Cyclophyllidea; Taeniidae
Product: Homeotic protein empty spiracles
Exons: 3
Coding region: 1-429 (142 amino acids)
Biological process (GO): brain development; neuron differentiation; central nervous system development
Molecular function (GO): DNA binding; DNA-binding transcription factor activity, RNA polymerase II-specific
Source: RefSeq, a predicted model, not a curated record